Messenger RNA from Amborella trichopoda, 977 nucleotides. RefSeq names its product Rubredoxin-like superfamily protein. The record is from RefSeq and is a predicted model, not a curated record. NCBI's taxonomy places the organism in Eukaryota, Viridiplantae, Streptophyta, Magnoliopsida, Amborellales, Amborellaceae. Gene Ontology annotation, cellular component: respiratory chain complex IV; mitochondrial envelope. Gene Ontology annotation, biological process: mitochondrial electron transport, cytochrome c to oxygen.
AACAUUAACCCCUAUACACCCGUUUUCGGGCUCUUUUGGCUUCUCCGCAUCAAAUUUUUAGUGAGAGAAAGAAAGUAGAGAUACAGACGACUGUAGGGGCGACCUGGGAAACAAUGUGGAGAAGAAUUGCAGUGAAGCCUGAAACCCUAGCCUCCUUUUCUCUGAGGCUAUCCAAUUUUUGCCCUCGCAGGGCCUUUGCGUCUUCCUCUUCAUCCUGUCUUAACUCCUCUUCCCCUCCUUUCCAUAGCACUGCUCCUCUUUUCUCUCAACAAGUUGCUACAGAUGCUGAAAAUACUCUGUCAAAGGGUAAACAGAGAGUGGAAGAUGUUAUGCCAAUUGCAACUGGGCUUGAGCGAGAGGAGCUAGAAGCUGAACUUGAGGGGAGAAAACGAUUUGACUUGGAUCCUCCAACUGGUCCAUUUGGUACCAAGGAAGCACCAGCAAUCAUACAGUCCUACUACAACAAAAGGAUAGUCGGCUGCCCAGGAGGGGAAGGUGAGGAUGAGCAUGAUGUUGUGUGGUUUUGGCUCGAGAAAGACAAGCCACACGAGUGCCCUGUUUGUUUUCAGAAUUUUAAGCUGGAGGUGAUCGGCGAAGGUGGGUCACCUGAGGGUCAUGGUGACGAUGGUGAAGACCAUCAUCACUGAUGCUGUGAACCCUGCCUAGUGUUUUCGACCACAAUAAGAACUUGGUGAGAGAGAUGAUGACAAUUUCUGUUGAUUUUGUGUGGCAAUGUCGAAGCCUUUCCUUAUGUUGAGUUUCCUUACUAGGCUAUUGUUUUUUCUUUUUUGUGCUUGGCCCCAUAAUUAUUGUUUUUUGUGCAUGGGUGUGGCCAGUCACACAGAUUUGUGUCGACCUUUUUAACCCAUCAAUAAUUUCUGGCCUUUUUCUUUAGCUUUUUUAUUUCCUUUGUAUUAUUUCACCCUUGGUGAACCUCACAAUGAUUUCUUGGCAAGUAAUUUUGAAUUUUUUGUUUU